UUUGCCCACUGGUUACAGCCCUCAUUUAGGACUGCUGGUGGACUGUGGAUUUGUGCAAGAUGAAGAGAGUAUCGAUAGAGCAAACUGUUACUAAUAAUCCCAGUGUUUAUUUCUCUGCAGAGGAACAUGAGGAAGAGGAGCCUGACUAUGUUAAUUCAGCAGCCGGCACAGUGAUUAAAAUUCCAGCCUCUUCAGAUAAGAAGACUCUCUCCAACAUCUCUCCAUCUCUCUGCAAGUCCUGUUUACCAAUAGCAGUGUGUUGGGCUAUACUGCUGGUGAUCAUGACCCUCCGUAUCCACUUUACCACUGUCAUUUCCACCAAACUCCGCAAUGAAAUGAAAGCUUCAGAGGAUGCCAAACAAAGAAUCACUGAUGUCGUCAAAACUAAUGAAAACUUGCACAGGAGUCAGAGUGAUGUAGAAGUCAAAAUAGACAAACUGUAUCAAGCAUAUACUGUGUUAGAGAACAACAUCACAAACCUGUGGGAAGAAAACCGGCAGCUGAGAGAGGAAAACCGGCAGCUGAUAGCAGAAAACCAGAAACUGAGGGAAGGAAACCAGAUUUCUACUGUGACACCACACCUGGCGGUGACAAAUCUAUCCUGGACGACACACACACACAACAGAACACAAACACAUCUGUUCCACUCAACUACAACAAUAGGUUGGAAUGACCAAUCCAUUAAUCAGACAUCACCUCAGUGGAAAUAUAACUACAGAAAAAAGAGACAGAGUGAAUAUUGUCAGACAGGCUGGAUUCACUUCCAGUCUAGCUGCUAUGUGAUCAAUCACCGUGAGUUGCCUGAUCAGAAAACCUGGGAAGAUGCUCGAGAUGACUGCAGAGGAAAGAAUGCAGAUUUGGUUGUAAUAGAAUAUCCAGAGGAACAGGAUUUCAUCUACAAUAGCAGUUUGGUCAGUUUGGGAAUGAAUGGCUAUUGGAUCGGCCUCAGGGGUGAGAAUGGCAGCUGGAACUGGGUCAGCGGAAGUCGUCUGAUUAAAGAGUACUGGAUACAACCCCCUGGUGACAGCCAACACUGUGUGACUUCUGUCAAAGAGACCAAAGGAUGGAAAGCUGUAAGCUGUGAUGUCAAAAAUGGAUGGAUCUGUGAAAAGAACACUCUAUCUUUUUAAGUAUUGCAGUCAAAACUGAGAAUGUUACUGUAGUUAUGUAUUGUCUGUAGUGAUUACAGAUCACAUGUAAGACAACGUCAGCUAGAAUUUAUUACUUUGGAAUUUGCAGUUACUAUUAACAGUGUAGUUAUGUGAACAGUCUAUAGCCCAAUUUACAAUGCAACCAGUGUAUAUUCAUAGAAUAAGGCUGUAAAGAUAAAACAAUAAAAAAGACAGCCUGGAAGACA
Molecule: messenger RNA, 1357 nt
Organism: Lates calcarifer (barramundi perch)
Lineage: Eukaryota; Metazoa; Chordata; Actinopteri; Centropomidae
Product: asialoglycoprotein receptor 2
Exons: 7
Coding region: 60-1130 (356 amino acids)
Source: RefSeq, a predicted model, not a curated record